GCUGCAGACCCAUUCUCUCUCAUUUCGUUCAACGCCUUCAUUGACCGUUCAGUGGUCGAAGGUUGUCUUUUUCGGCUCUUGAGGCCUUGUGUUUUACAUAGUUCAUUUUUCAUCCAUAGACAUCCGCCGAACCGUCGACAAUGUCUCAUCGUAAAUUUAGUGCUCCUCGCCAUGGUUCUAUGGGAUUCUACCCGAAAAAGCGUGCACGUCGUCAUCGUGGUAGAGUAAAGUCUUUCCCAAAAGAUGACCCAAGCAAACCGAUUCAUUUGACUGCUUUCAUUGGUUAUAAAGCUGGUAUGACCCACGUCGUACGUGAAGCUGAUCGCCCUGGAUCAAAGCUUAACAAGAAAGAAAUUGUUGAGCCAGUAACCAUUUUGGAAACACCACCAAUGAUAAUUGUUGGUGUCGUUGGUUACGUCGAGACUCCUUACGGGCUCAAGCCUCUUAAGACAGUGUUUGCUGAACAUUUGUCUGAGGAUUGCCGUCGUCGUUUCUAUAAAAACUGGUACAAAUCAAAGAAGAAGGCUUUUGUCAAGUACGCAAGAAAGUGGCAAGAUGAAAACGGCAAGAAACAAAUAUCGAAGGAUCUUAACAAGAUCUCCAAGUACUCGAAAGUCAUCCGUGUUAUUGCCCACACUCAGAUGAAACUGUUAAAAAAAAGACAAAAGAAGGCUCACAUUAUGGAAAUCCAAGUCAACGGAGGAACAGUUCAAGAAAAAGUGCAAUGGGCUAAGGAACAUUUCGAAAAACCAGUGCCAGUUUCUCAUGUCUUUGCUCCCGACGAGAUGAUCGAUUGUAUCGGUGUCACCAAGGGUCGUGGAUACAAGGGUGUCACGUCACGUUGGCACACAAAAAAACUACCGCGUAAAACUCACAAGGGUUUGCGUAAAGUUGCCUGUAUCGGAGCGUGGCAUCCCAGUCGUGUCCAAUUCACGGUUGCACGUGCUGGACAAAAGGGUUAUCAUCACCGUACAGAAAUCAACAAGAAAAUCUACAGAAUUGGUCUUGGAAUCCAUACUAAAGACGGAAAGGUCAUCAAGAACAAUGCUUCAACCGAAUACGAUUUGACCGAAAAAACCAUCACUCCAAUGGGUGGUUUCCCUCAUUAUGGUGAAGUUAAUAAUGACUUCAUCAUGAUCAAAGGCUGUUGUGUUGGUCCAAAGAAGCGAGUCAUUACUCUGCGUAAAUCUCUCUUGGUACAUACGAAACGUGCUGCUUUGGAAAGCAUCAAUCUCAAGUUUAUCGAUACUUCUUCCAAAUUCGGUCACGGACGUUUCCAGACUGUUGCAGACAAGGCAGCGUUUAUGGGCCCAAUGAAGAAGGACAGAAUUCGAGAAGAAGAGAAGGCAACUGCAGCUGCCAAAUAAUUGUUGUAUACAUUUUUAUGUUUGGACAAUUUAUAAUAAAAAAAAAAAUUUUAAAUAUAACUUCUAGUCAAUUA
Messenger RNA from Adelges cooleyi (spruce gall adelgid), 1441 nucleotides. It is a transcript of the gene RpL3, whose product is annotated as 60S ribosomal protein L3. Gene Ontology annotation, biological process: translation; ribosomal large subunit assembly. Gene Ontology annotation, molecular function: RNA binding; structural constituent of ribosome. Gene Ontology annotation, cellular component: cytosolic large ribosomal subunit; ribosome. Bases 141 to 1367 code for a protein of 408 amino acids. Lineage: Eukaryota; Metazoa; Arthropoda; Insecta; Hemiptera; Adelgidae. The transcript is spliced from 7 exons. The record is from RefSeq and is a predicted model, not a curated record.